AAACGGGCAUCACAGGAAGCCGCUGCUAGCACGGUUGACGAACCUGGACCGGUCAGCACACAUUUGGACACAGCUGUAGCCGUCCGCAUUGCAAGCGUGGCAAUCGAGGCCGCAUAGGCUGCAUUCAUUCAAAGCCUGCUUUUGUGCCAGCGCCAAAUUGCCGGACAGCCGUCAAGCGGUGCACGCAUCGCUCGUAUAUAAGCACUUCUCGCCAGCAGCGGCCCGCUCGUCGCUAAAGCGCUAGCCACGAUGGCGGCAAAAGAACCCAAGCUGCAGGGCGCCGUGGAGGACGGCAAACCGCUGUUAAUAUUUAUCGACGAGAACGACAAGACCGGUGCGAAAGCAGUGACGCUGAAAGAGCUGAACAUAAAGAUAGACGGCGUCUCGGACGACGCGAAAGUGCAGUUCCUCGUCGACGAACCGAAGGGGACGAAAAACUUUCAAGUACACUAUGCCUUCGUCGGCGGGAAGGUACGACCAUUAAAAACUUUAAGCACGUUCACGGUCCACGGCCACGCUAGAUCUAUACGCGGCUGGCGGGUCGAUUUUAAUUACGUCUCUCAAAAAAGACUGCACGGCACCGAAGAACAGACAUGGUCAACAGGCCCAUCGAACUGCGGCGCUGAGCUGCGAUCCGACAUCGAGGACCGCGACGAGAAGAGCGCGUUCGAGAAGGCCAAAAAAUUAGUCGCUGGCUCUUCUCUUGCUCCUCGAGUCAAAGUGACUUGUGCGCGAGUGCGUUGUAGGGUCGUCAACGUCAACGGGCAACUCGCCUGCGACUUCACUGGCGAGGGCGACGACGCGUUGGAGGACGCCACGGCAAAAGCAGGGUGGCAGGCCUUGUGCAACGCCAUCUCUUUUUUGGUACGCAUGAAGACGAACAAGGUGUUCCUCGCCCUGUCUCCUGAUCUGCAGCGGGACGCCACGUUAGCGUUGGAGGGCAAGCGCUACGACUACGCGACGUUUGAAGGCCACGGUCAUGUGACGAUGGCGGUCCCGCUGGGGACGCGCGUCGAGGAGAACGUGCAAGGAGUAGAGCAGUGGUACUACCGCGACGCGUCGGGCGACUGGAAGCCGGCCAACGACCGCGCCGACGCCGAGAAGAAGGCCCUGCUGAAUCAGCGCGUCCAGGAGGAGGCCCGGAGGAUCGAACAGCACAAGCAAUUUGUCCAAGCCAUCGACGCGGACCUAGGAGAAUCGAACGCGGCCGCGACGCUGACGACGCUGCCGAACUGUUUUGCAAGCGUCGAUCGACGACUCGGGCGCGGCUUCAACGCGGGGUCGUUUGUAGUCCUCGGCGACGCCCUACUGAUAGUUAACUGCCUCCUACGUCGAGCGGGCUGUCCGACGCAUUUCUUUGUGGGAGCACCGGGCGACACGCUGCACGAGCUUGCUUUAUUGUGCGGAAACGGGGAGUGGGUGCCGCGGACGCUCUUUGAUAGAAUGACGGUUCUUUAUCAAAAGUGCGCCGACGAGGAGCGGACGACGAACGUCAAGGCCAUCGUGCGGUUCAACCAGGUCGCGACGGAGCAGGAUCUGGACGUGGAGUUGUUUCAAGUGGUCUACAACCACCGGUGCGACGCCAAGCAGAUCGGCGUGCUGCGCGAAUGGGGCGGCUUUAAGACGGCGUUACUAGGGGAAGACUCGACGCGCGCGUCCGUUUACUGGACGCUGAAUAUAGUGAAGGCCGCCGCGGACCGGGAGCCGAACACGUUGACCAUCAACCCGUUCGUUCAAUACUUCUACGCGCUCGCGACCGGUAGACAGAUGGCGUUUGGCAUGGAGAUGACGCGGCGCAAGGGCUUCCAGGCGUGGUUUGAGGCCAAGUACGGCGAGGGGACGACGCAUAGGUACGGCGGCCCCGCUCCCCAGUCCUUUCCCGCGCCGGCGGCGGCGGGCAUCGGCGGCGUGGCUGUGGCCGCGGCCGACCUCCCGCCCGAGAUGGUGACGGCCGCGGCGAAGGUCCGGGGGAUGCCGCGCGCGGAUGCCGAGGCCUACGUCCAUCAGUUCAUCGACGAGUUGCAGUCCAGCCUCCGGGCGUCCGCGGCGAUCGCGCCCGCGGCGCUGGCGCCCGCCGCGCCCGCGCCCGCGCCCGCGCCCGCGCCGAAGGCUCCGAAGAAAGCGAAGAAGAAGCGCAAGUCCGCGCCCAAGGCUUCCAAGAGCGCCGCGGCGACGGCGACGGCUCCGAAGAAGUCGAAGAAGCGCGGCGCGUGA
Messenger RNA from Pelagomonas calceolata, 2214 nucleotides. Lineage: Eukaryota; Pelagophyceae; Pelagomonadales; Pelagomonadaceae. The record is from the annotation of a GenBank genome assembly.